Molecule: messenger RNA, 1617 nt
Organism: Candida tropicalis MYA-3404
Lineage: Eukaryota; Fungi; Ascomycota; Pichiomycetes; Serinales; Debaryomycetaceae
Exons: 1
Coding region: 1-1617 (538 amino acids)
Biological process (GO): glycerophospholipid biosynthetic process
Cellular component (GO): mitochondrion
Source: RefSeq, a predicted model, not a curated record
AUGACUAGAGAACAAAAUAUUUCAUCUGAAGCUAUCAUUGAAGAAGAUGGUGGUGCUCAAUUCCAAUCCUAUCUUAAUAACGACGGUAUUGACGAAUUAAUUCCCCAGGUUAGAAAACAUCGUGUAUCAUCCUUAUCCUUAUCUGAUUUAAGUAAUUGGCAAAAUGGUUUAACAAAAUUAUCUUCGUCAACUUCACUUUCAAAUAAAAAUUCAUCAUCUGCUAAUUUAAUGAAAGUUGAUUCUUUGGCUAAAUUAUCAAGAAAUUCAUCUAUUAUUAAAAGAAAGAAGAAAGAAGUCAUUGAUCAUGAAAGAGUUGCCUCAUAUGCCUUUUGUUUUGAUAUUGAUGGUGUUAUUUUAAGAGGUCCAAAUACAAUCCCUGAAGCUGUGGAAGCCAUAAAGAUGUUGAAUGGUGAAAACAAGUACAAAAUUAAAGUUCCUUCUAUUUUUGUUACUAAUGGUGGUGGUAAACCAGAACAACAACGUGCUGACGAUUUAUCCGAAAGAUUGGGUUGCACAAUUACCAAAGAACAAAUUAUUCAAGGUCAUACUCCAAUGAAGGAUUUGGUUGGUGUAUACAAUAAUGUCUUGGUUGUUGGUGGUAUUGGUAACACUUGUCGUAAUGUUGCUGAAUCUUAUGGGUUCAAGAAUGUAUAUACUCCAUUGGAUAUCAUGAAAUGGAACCCGGCCGUUUCUCCAUAUCAUGAUUUAACUGAAGAAGAAGAAGUUUGUACCAAAAAAGUGGAUUUUUCAAAAGUUUCCAUUGACGCUAUUUUAGUGUUUGCUGAUUCUAGAAAUUGGGCUGCAGAUCAACAAAUCAUUUUGGAAUUGUUGGUUUCUAAGAAUGGUGUGAUGGGUACUGAAUCCAAGACUUUUGAUGAAGGUCCACAAAUUUAUUUUGCUCAUUCUGAUUUCAUUUGGGCUACAAAUUAUAAAUUAUCUCGUUAUGGUAUGGGUGCCUUGCAAGUUUCUAUUGCUGCUUUAUACAGAGAACAUACUGGUAAGGAAUUGAAAGUUAAUAGAUUUGGUAAACCACAAAAGGGUACUUUUAAAUUUGCCAAUAAAGUCUUGGCCCAUUGGAGACAAGGUGUUUUGGAUGAACAUUUGAAGAAAUUGUCUAUUAAUGAUCCAGAUGCCGAUGAUGCUGAUAUUUUAAUUAAUGAAGAUGGUGAAGAAAUUGUCAAUCAAGCUAAAUUGGAAAAUUAUAGAUGGUCUAGUGAUGAAGAUGACGAUGAAGAUGAUGAAGAAGAUAAAGAAGUUAAAUUGAAUGUUGGCAAGAUUGCCGAAGUUGGAAAACCUGAUAAAAUCACCUUGGAAUUACCACCAGCAUCUACUGUGUACUUUGUUGGUGACACUCCAGAAUCUGAUAUCAGAUUUGCUAAUUCUCAUGAUGCUUCAUGGCACUCAAUUUUAGUUAAAACUGGUGUCUAUCAAGAAGGUACCGAACCAAAAUACAAACCAAAACACUUGUGUGAUAACGUCUUGGAAGCUGUUAAAUAUGCUAUUGAAAGAGAACAUCAAAUGGAAUUGGCUGAAUGGAAUUCAGUCACUGACAAACAAGACGAACAAGAACCUGAAGUUGAUAAUGAACCUGUUAAAACUACUGACUGGUUUGGUUAG